This is a messenger RNA of Rhizoctonia solani, 1863 nucleotides long. Its product is annotated as 50S ribosome-binding GTPase. Gene Ontology annotation, molecular function: GTP binding. The coding region runs from base 1 to 1863 and encodes 620 amino acids. NCBI's taxonomy places the organism in Eukaryota, Fungi, Basidiomycota, Agaricomycetes, Cantharellales, Ceratobasidiaceae. The record is from RefSeq and is a predicted model, not a curated record. The transcript is spliced from 5 exons.
AUGUUUCGGAAAUCCGGGCGUGCUCGUUCUGGAGAAACCUCGGAGUCAGUUCCACAGGUUGAAUUUGAGCUCAAGGAUCGUGAUGGGUUUAUAGAGAUUGAAUUGGGGCAUGUCGAGCCACGACGACAAAGCAUCACUUACCUACUGGUUUUGGGAAGGUCUGGAUCUGGAAAAUCAUUCCACAUUAAAAAUGCUUUUGGCAAAAAGCGAAGCGAAAUCCAACAUUCGCAUCAUAACACCACUUGUGCCAAAUCCCAAAGUGCCGUUAUCUGUGGCCACAAGUUUAGGUUUAUUGAUACACCUGGCUUUGACAAUCCAUACAUGAGUGACGCAGAAGUUCUUACAGAGAUAGGCGAUUAUUUUCUGGACCCCAGAAGGGCUGAUCUACGUGUUAACGGUAUUCUAUAUGUUCACCAAGCGGGCGAUACGCUUCACAGUAGAGCUCUCUCUCGGGUUUUCGCAGUUCUCUCAAAACAUUUCCUGGGUCCGGCAGGUUUGGGUCGGCUCACCAUUCUUGUGGCAUAUGACAACAUUUGGCAAGCCGACCCUGCGAUCGUUGACGAGUUUCACAAUCCUAACUCGGCUUUUGGCGACGCUAUUCUCAUGGGUGCACAUGUCGAGAUGUUUGAUCCCACACGGAAUGGGUUCCAAGGUGCAUUGACAACCUACAUAAAAAAACCAUCCAUUUUCCUCCCGAUACAAAAAUCCGCUCGUAUGUCCCGACCUGAGUUCCGCUCUCAUAUGGAAACCCUCUUAGGAUACUUCGAGGCAGAGACACUGGAAUUCCACCUGAAGGCCCGGGAAACAAGCCUCAGGAAUUCAUUCGAUGCUCGAUGGAAACAACUAAAUUCAGAAAUGGAAAGCAAAAACUUGCAACUCGAUCAAUGCCGCAGAGCCUAUAAAGAAAGCGAUGACCAACAUGCUGCCCAAGUUGAUGCAAUAGCAGUACUCAAUCAGAAGCUCCUACAGAUUCAUCAGGAAUACUCUUCGCUCCGGUCUCAGCUCCAGCUCCGGGAGAAUUUUGAACAGAGCGAGGUUGUCCAAGAGCUCAAGGAUCUCAAUCGUUGUAUUGACGACAUUGGGCGUUCGUUCUCGGCAUAUCUCACCGACAAAUACGUAUUUAACGUAUUUAACAGAGAUAUUAGCGAAGUUACUGCGCUAGAUGCUCACAACCUACCUGGGCUCAGGUCAUUACUAGGGCACGAUAAUCACAGACCCUCCCUAAUAUCAUCCGCUGAAGGGAUGGGAAUGGAUAUUGAAGGCUUUCUCGACUUCUGCAUUCGAACCCUGCUCUGCACCUCGCUUGAUGCCAAGCUAUUCUCACCAUUCCAUCCAUUUAUCUCCGUGGAGCAAAGUAAUGCGUUAUGUGACGUAUACAAAGAUAUCAGAGAGCGAGAACCCCAGACUGUGGCUGGGAAAUGGCGAUCAAAUACAUUCAAGAGCAUUUACAGGUCUCCGACUGCCAAUGACACAGAAGACAAAAUCAAGGAAAUAGCUUCGAAUAUUUUGAACACUCAGCUAGACCCUUUGUUCACCUAUCUCUUUGGUGAGAUUAAAAGCCCACUCAAUGUGCAUCAUGUCGAAAAACUUCAAGAGUUGGUCAAUGCAGCAUGGCUAUGGAACAUCAAGCUGAAAGGAGAAGUCAUUAUGCUUGGAGAUUUCCGUACAACAACAUACAACGCCAACUUUAACCCUAUAUACAUGGAAGAAUUUGAACCGGACACAGCCAAACCCCAAGCACAAUACGUACUUGGUACUCUUGCUAUAGGGUUGAUCUCACAACGGGCAAUUGGCGGAGACCAACUGCCAGAAGAAACAGUAGUUUGUAAAGCACUUGUGGCGACCGAAAAUCUGUAUAUGUGA